This is a messenger RNA of Botrytis byssoidea, 474 nucleotides long. RefSeq lists its product as uncharacterized. The transcript has 2 exons. The coding region runs from base 1 to 474 and encodes 157 amino acids. The record is from RefSeq and is a predicted model, not a curated record. Lineage: Eukaryota; Fungi; Ascomycota; Leotiomycetes; Helotiales; Sclerotiniaceae.
AUGGGAUGGAUAAAUUUAAAGAAGAAUAGAAACAUUACACCGAAAGUGGAGUUCCAAUUCGAAGAGGACUUGAAGGCUACCACUGAAAACAUCGAGAAUGUGUCUCUAAACGAGUAUUCACAUCCUCAAAAAUACCCCUUCGUUUCCCCUAAAGUAUCAGGCUCCCAGCUUCCCUUCAUCCCGGCGACUGAAGUCAGAAAAGGAACGUCAUCUGAAGUGGGUGGUUUGCUAAUAGUGAUAGACGAAGUAGUCUAUGACUGCACGGAAUUCGCAACAGAGCACCCGGGCGGGGAAGGCAUUGUAGAGGGCUUUGCAGGCAGCGAAUGCAGCUGGCAAUUUUGGCGGUUCCACGGGAAGAAGGAAAUGGAGGUAGGGUGGAUUUUAAGGGUGGGGAGAACGAAGGGCGUAAUGAAUAAAUAUGCAGAGCCGAUGAAAUGGGUUGGAUUAAAGACUCUUGGGGAUAAUGAUUGGUGA